AGUUGUAUCAUAUGAUAUUAACGAUGCUAAGGAUAAAAUCACCACUUAAUGGUCAAUAUUUAAAUGCUGUUAUUAAUUAAUUCAUGUUAUUAUCAAUUGAAUUGAUUGAAUUUUAAUGAGAAAGUUUUUCCCCGACAAUUAUAAUUGUUAAUGUUAUUUAUUGAUUUGGUGAUAAUUAAAGUGAUUCAGAUUAUGCAAUCGAUUAAAAAAAUGACACUCUUAAUGAUUGAUACUCAAAAGAUUAACUGAUCAAGGUAAUUGUUGUAUUAACUGAUUGGUCUAUUGAUCAGCGACAAUUUAGUUCACAUGAGAGUAAAAUUAACUCACUUGGAAAAAUAUCUAAUUGUUUGACCAUUGGUGGUUGAUUGUAAUUAUAUUUUAAUGAUUGAAGAUUUCAAAUGGACCAUCAAAUGAUUUAAUCAACAAUCAGUUUAAUUUGAUUGUACCGUUGAUAAUGUUGAACAAAGGUUUCGACAAUAAGAUAAAGUUAAACUUGACCAUUGGAGUUUUCGAGGUUGCUUUCCUUGGUUUCUUUGAGAAAGAUGAAAAUGGAAAAGUUCAUCCAAAUUACAAAUCAAUUAAAACGUUUCUUGAUUUAAUUAUAGUUCAUGGUAACUUCAACGGUAUAUUAGUAUGGCCACAGAAUGAUGAACAGUUUGGACAUUACGUUAAGGACGAAGGCUACACGAAAGGGAUGUUUGGUUUACUACAACGAGGAGAAAUUGACUUUGGUUGGUUUCCAGCUCCAUUUCACACUCAAUCACCUCCAGGUCAAUUCACAGCCCCUGUUACUGAGGAUUCUUAUUAUUUACAUAGUUUUCCUCGAUCCUCAUCGGCACUUAAUCAAAACGUCAUUGAAAGUUUUUCAUUUUUCACUCCGAGCACUUGGUUAACUAUCUUGAUGAUCGUCUACGUCCUUGAACUAAUCAUAAGGUACAAAGAUAUCGGUCAUUUAUCGGAAACAAUACUCGCGACAACAAUACGAUUACCAGAUACGCUGUUCAAUCAACACUUUAUGGGUCGAUCUGUAUUCCGAUGGUUACAAUUGAUAAUGUUGUCGAUUUGUCUUAACGUUUUCACCGCUGCGUUCAAUACAAGUACCAUUGUUGGAAAGGGCGAUCCUCGAGUAAAUGAACUGAGCGAUGUUGUCGAAUACGAUAAGACACCUUGUUUCUUUCAGGGAAUUUCUAUGUAUGAACUUUUCGAAGGUAAAGUAACCAAAGCUUACGCGGACGUUUAUGAACAAGCCGAGCGAAAGGGAACUUCAAAACCCAUUCCUAUCGGUUCCUUGCCCGAUUACCAAGAAUACUCAGCGCACAUUGUUAAAUUCGAGAGUGAAAAGGCCGGUAAAAUUGGAAAUUCGGUCGACGGGACUAACCAUCCAGCAAGUGAAUUCUCGUACUGGGCACCUAAACCUUUCUAUCGGUCAUCCAAUGCGUUCAUUUUCAACCCGAGGAAAAAUACUGACCAAUUGACCAACCGGAUACUUUCAUUAACGAGUAAAUUGUUACAAGCAGCACUGGUUGAUCGAUUAAUUAUUGAAUUGAUUCGUGAGGUAAUACUUAAUUUACCGCUAGACCUAAAUCGUUACAUCUUAUACAAAAGAGCAGAUGAACCAAAUCAAAUGCACAUUAAAUUUAAAUCAUUAGAAGUUGAAGGAUUGAAAUUGGUUUUCAUCGGUUUAAUUGUACUCAUGUCAAUCGCUACAAUUUUUUUCCUCAUUGAGAUAAUUGUCUUUAAAUUAUCUAAACCGAAUCAGAAGAAAUAA
Messenger RNA from Panonychus citri (citrus red mite), 1768 nucleotides. RefSeq lists its product as uncharacterized. NCBI's taxonomy places the organism in Eukaryota, Metazoa, Arthropoda, Arachnida, Trombidiformes, Tetranychidae. The transcript has 5 exons. The record is from RefSeq and is a predicted model, not a curated record. The coding region runs from base 455 to 1768 and encodes 437 amino acids.